Molecule: messenger RNA, 381 nt
Organism: Linum tenue
Lineage: Eukaryota; Viridiplantae; Streptophyta; Magnoliopsida; Malpighiales; Linaceae
Source: the annotation of a GenBank genome assembly
AUGCAAGAAACAAUCCCCUUCACCACGCACAUCCCGCCGGCCGCACCCGCCGGCGACGGCGGCGCCACCGUCGACGUGAAGAAGCUGGUGGUCGAGAACUCGAUCAUCGUGGUCGGGAAGCGAGGGUGCUGCAUGUGCCACGUGGUGAAGCGCCUGCUGCUGGGCCUGGGGGUCAACCCGACCGUGUUCGAGGUCGACGAGCCCGAGGAAGGCCACGUGGCGGAACAGCUGUCGUCGCUGGUCGAUGACGGCGGCGAGGUGCAGUUCCCGGCCGUGUUCGUCGGCGGGAAGCUGUUCGGCGGGCUGGAAAGAGUGAUGGCUACUCAUAUCUCCGGUGAGUUAGUCCCGAUCUUGAAGGACGCCGGGGCUUUGUGGCUAUAA